AACUGACUUUUAGGUGACGUAUGAUAAACGUAUGGUACCGGAAUAAAAGGAAAACAGAUAUGCUUGUAAUUUUCGAUAUAUUUUUUAUCUGUUAUUUCAUUAUUUCUAAGUGUGCUCCUGUAACAAAAUGUUGUCGUUAGACUGUCUGCUUUGUUACGGAAUAUUACUGGCUAUAUUUAUUAUAAUUUUGCUUUGCAUAACAUUAUAUGUAACAAGUGAUCGCUAUCCCAAAAUUUGGAGGGAUGAAAAUGAAAAAUUCUUUUUCAACUGCCAAACAGAAGUGAGAGAAGCAUUUCCUUCAUUACAUGAUCCUUGGAGUGUACAUCUCAGUGUCAUUGUACCUGCUUACAAUGAAGAGCAAAGACUGCCAACAAUGUUGGAUGAAUGUUUGGAAUAUUUAGAGAAGCGUGCAAAGUCUGGAUUUACUUAUGAAGUAAUAGUAGUUAGUGAUGGUAGUACAGAUAAAACUGUAAAUGUUGCGCAGUAUUACGCAUCAAAAUAUAAUACACUGAGGGUGUUAAAUCUUGUUCAAAAUAGAGGGAAAGGUGGUGCUGUAAGACUGGGUAUGCUGAGUGCAAGAGGCAGUGGUUUGUUAUUUGCAGAUGCAGAUGGUGCUACCAAGUUCAGUGAUCUAACAAAAUUAGAUGAGAGUUUAGCAGAAAUUUUAGGAUUCGAUUAUACAAGCAAUCCUGAAAAAACAGCACUAUCAGACGCGAUAGUAUGUGGCUCAAGAGCGCAUUUAGAAAAAGAAGAAACUGCAAAGCGAUCUUACUUUCGACUGUUUCUUAUGCAUGGAUUUCAUUUUUUAGUCUGGUUAUUGUGCGUAAGAGGCAUUAGAGAUACGCAGUGCGGAUUUAAACUUCUAACAAGAAAAUCAGCGAGAAGAAUAUUUGAAGCGUUACAUGUUGAACGCUGGGCUUUUGAUGUAGAAAUGCUUUAUAUUGCACAAACUCUUAACAUUCCUGUAACUGAAAUAGCGGUAAAUUGGACGGAAAUUGAAGGAUCCAAGAUAAUACCGUUUUGGAGUUGGUUGCAAAUGGGCAGGGAUUUAUUCUUUAUCUGGCUUAGAUAUAGUAUCGGCGCAUGGAAAAUAAAUAAGCCCAAAACAAUCUAAUAUUAA
Nylanderia fulva is the source of this 1120-nucleotide messenger RNA. RefSeq names its product Dolichyl-phosphate beta-glucosyltransferase wollknaeuel (gene wol). Lineage: Eukaryota; Metazoa; Arthropoda; Insecta; Hymenoptera; Formicidae. Gene Ontology annotation, cellular component: endoplasmic reticulum membrane. Gene Ontology annotation, biological process: protein N-linked glycosylation. The record is from RefSeq and is a predicted model, not a curated record.